Adineta ricciae is the source of this 1374-nucleotide messenger RNA. The record is from the annotation of a GenBank genome assembly. NCBI's taxonomy places the organism in Eukaryota, Metazoa, Rotifera, Eurotatoria, Adinetida, Adinetidae.
AUGAAUCAAGUCGGCUGGAUUAAUAUCGUAUUAUUGUUGUUUGUUGUUCCAUCUACGGUCAACUGCUUCUUUCUUCAAGAUGUAGGAAAUCUAACAAUUCUACGUAACUUAUCUUGUGUUGUGAACGCUAAUGGGACAAUGGGAACUGAUUAUCAGUUCUGUGUUGUUCGUGUAUACAAUGGCACAAUAGGCACUUCUACUACAGUGGUUCCAGUAUACUCCGGCCUUCGGUACACAAAUACAUUUCUUCGCUACCUACAACAAAAUUGUCCAGAAUAUCAGACAAAUCCUGACACUACAGUUAGUGGGACAUGUACUUCAUCGUCAUCAUUUGAAACUUUCUCUUCCAUGCGCUUCUGUAUCUGUGCAACUGACAGCUGCAACAAAAAUAUAUCAACUUGUGAAGUAUCAAUUUUUAGCUUGGGAGACGCACCUGUACCGACCAGUUUUAUACCAUCUUUAUCCACAUUCAUUCCGUGCAACCAUACAUACAAUUCAUCUAUUAUAUGUACGGAACAACCGUUCAUCAAUUCCUCACUUUGUGACGAUUAUGUUAAAAAUAAUAGCGUGCUGUGCGCUAUUUCAUCAAGCGGAACCCAAACUAUACAAACAGCAUUGGUAGGAAUAGACUAUGAAAGGUAUCUCUCAGAGAAGGUCUAUCAGCUAAGAUCAUUAAAUGCAAAUAAUGGUAGCAACAGUUCGUACAGCGAAACAACGAAUAUCGCUUAUUACACAUAUGCUUCCGCGACAACUAGUUUACUUCAAGAGUGUGUGUGCACUAAUCUUUCUUAUUGUAAUUAUAAUAUGACCACAUGUGCCCCACAAAAUGCCGAAACGACUACAACUACAACUAUUACUACUACACCAGCCAACUUCACUACUGCCACAUCAACAAUAUCCGCUAAUGCCACGACAACAUUAGCUACAACUACUGCAGCAACAAACGCUACUACUACCGCAUCAACAGUGUCUGCUAAUGCCACGACAACAUUAGCUACAACUACUGCAGCAACAAACGCUACUACUACCGCAUCAACAGUGUCUGCUAAUGCCACGACAACAUUAGCUACAACUACUGCAGCAACAAACGCUACUACUACCGCAUCAACAGUAUCCGCUAACGCUACAGCAUUAACUACAACAUCCACUAGAACAUCAACGAGCACUUCUACUAGCACCAGUUCAAGUGUAGGCCAACAAAAUUUAGUAACGGGUGAGACGGGUCUUGGCAGGUCGGCAACCGCUGGUCUGGUUUGUGGCAUUAUAUUCUCUGCACUUUUGUUCAUUGGUGAAGUUCUCUUCUUUAAAUUUAUUUUUCCUCGCUUCUCUGGUCCAACUGGCGCAGAGCGUUCAGUUACUUAUCAAUCGAGCUGA